UCGAGCUGUCCAACAUACUGGAAAGCAUUUAAUUCCAGCAUUUGUCUUCAGUAUAUCCUCGAUUAUUUGAAAUUCGGCGAAGCUAGAAGCUAUUGUAAUUCGUUAAAUGCUAGUUUAGUAGUUAUUGACAGUCAAGAUAAACAAGACUUCAUAGGAAAUUUAAUUGGCGGUCCUUCUGUUAGGACGUAUUGGAUAGGAUUAGUAGAUAUUAGAGGAGACAAUUCGGUUACAAGUUUUCAGUGGUACUCCACUGACAAAACAUUAGCUGAAACUGGUUAUUCGAAUUGGGAAGAUAAUUAUCCAACUAGUUACAAAGAGCAGUGCGUUUAUCUAUUAGCCGGAAAAUGGAAUAAUGUAGCUUGUGGGAUACCUCUAUCAUUCGUUUGCGAAUAA
Trichoplax adhaerens is the source of this 393-nucleotide messenger RNA. RefSeq lists its product as uncharacterized. Gene Ontology annotation, molecular function: signaling receptor activity. NCBI's taxonomy places the organism in Eukaryota, Metazoa, Placozoa, Uniplacotomia, Trichoplacea, Trichoplacidae. The record is from RefSeq and is a predicted model, not a curated record. The transcript has a single exon. The annotation marks the transcript as partial.